AUGGGUUAUUGUCCGCAAAGAGACGGUCUGCUGGACAUGCUGACGGGCGUCGAGACACUGCUGCUCUUCGGACGCCUCCGAGGCGUUCCUAUGACGACCGAGUACCUGAGAGUGCUGCUGUACGUCUUCCGCCUGCAGGAGAUAGCCGACUACCUCGUCGGCACAUACAGUGCUGGCAACCGACGAAAACUCUCUAUCUGCAUCUCGAUGAUUGGUUUGCCCCGGAUUGUGCUGCUGGACGAACCGUACGCUGAAAUCUCCACGACCGCGCGCAAGCGCAUUGUGAACUACAUCAGCGCGCUCCAGAGAGUCAGCAACAUCGCCAUACUGCUGAGUUCUCACGGCCUGUCGGACGUCGAGUUCCUCUGCAACCGAAUUGCCAUCAUGGACGCUGGGAAACUGCAGUGCCUUGGCACGCUGGCUCAGCUGAAAGAUAAGUUCGGCAAGGGGUACACCAUUAUUGUCAAGACGUACCCCGACAAGAAGGAGGACUUUUUCUACCAGCAGGACGUGGUCAGCGACGUGUGCAAGGCCUUUCCGGGAGCCGAGAUGGCAUACAGUUACGAGGGCCUGUUGGAGUUCCGGAUGUCGCGGGUGAAUAUGUUGUGGAGCGAGAUGUUCAUGCGCAUGGCGCGCAUCAAACGGCGCCGCAAGCUCCAGGAUUUCUUCAUUUCGGACACGUCGCUAGAACAGAUCUUCCUGAGCGUGACACACAAGGAGGCCAGCGACGCGGCCGCAGCCGCCGCCGUGGUCCAGCCUGCGAGCGCCGUGCCGCCCAUCGUGGCAAAUCCGCUGGGACUGUGA
This is a messenger RNA of Dermacentor silvarum, 804 nucleotides long. RefSeq names its product phospholipid-transporting ATPase ABCA3-like. Gene Ontology annotation, cellular component: intracellular membrane-bounded organelle; membrane. Gene Ontology annotation, molecular function: lipid carrier activity; ABC-type transporter activity. The coding region runs from base 1 to 804 and encodes 267 amino acids. Gene Ontology annotation, biological process: transmembrane transport; lipid transport. The transcript is spliced from 4 exons. The record is from RefSeq and is a predicted model, not a curated record. NCBI's taxonomy places the organism in Eukaryota, Metazoa, Arthropoda, Arachnida, Ixodida, Ixodidae.